AUGGUUUUGCCAAACGAUGUUGAUUUGCUUAAUCCCCCAGAUGAGUUGGCGAAGAGGAAUCAAAAGCUCAAACGACUUGUUCAAUCUCCAAACUCUUUCUUCAUGGAUUUUAAGUGCCAGAAGCUGCUUCGGUGCUAUUACUUAAAACGUUACAAGGGUAUUUUAGUCAAGUGCAUAGUUGGCAGAGAUUCAAUUUGUAUGGACGGUACUUGGGUUUUUUUAUCAUCAGAAGAUGGUUAUAUAGACUUUUUAUUAAAGGGCAUUUUGGCCAGGUAUCUUCAAGAUGCUCGUCUUGUUGUGUCCGAGGUCUCGUCUGUUCAUCUUGUUGUUUUCGAGGUACGGUCUGAGUCAGCCUUGACUUUGCGUGCACUGGCGGAGAUUGAUCCGACAUGUGUUGGUGGUUUGGUCAAUUAUGGGAUCACUACAUUGAAGGCACUAAGAGAAAAUGUGUCAUUUGAGAAGGAAGAUUCUUUUUGUAAAAGAGCUGCAAGGAAGUUGCUUUUGGAGUUCAAAUCUGAUAGUUUCUCAAAGGCAACUGUAUCUGAUGGAACUAUUAUUAUAGUGUUAGGUGAUGCACAAACUUGCUACAUUGUAAAUGUUGUGAGGGAGGAGAAUGAGAAGGCUGUGAGGUUGCCACCUAGCAUCUCAAUUGAAAUCUAUCAGGAGAUUAAAGAAUCCGUGCAGUCAGAUUCCAGGAAUUUAAGGCAAGAAUAUCAUAAAAUUACUGAUAUAUCCCUGGUGACCACAAGCCACCACCGGAGGACCACCGUUGAACACCCCCAAAAUCCGGUGGCCACUACCCACAGAACAGUGACCACCAGCCACCACCGGAAGACCACCGUUGAAGCCAACCCGGAGAAAUCCCGCUACCACUGCAAAUCUGCAAUCCACUUCAGGUGCAAACUUGUAAAGAGUGGGCACAAACUUGCAGAGACUAGGGUUAGAGCAACGGUUGCAAGAGAUGAGUUCAAAAGAAGAAGAAACAAGGCUGUAACUAAAGUUCAGGUUGAUCUUGAAUAA
Lactuca saligna is the source of this 1020-nucleotide messenger RNA. The record is from the annotation of a GenBank genome assembly. Lineage: Eukaryota; Viridiplantae; Streptophyta; Magnoliopsida; Asterales; Asteraceae.